This is a messenger RNA of Aptenodytes forsteri (emperor penguin), 4275 nucleotides long. RefSeq names its product diaphanous related formin 2 (gene DIAPH2). The record is from RefSeq and is a predicted model, not a curated record. Gene Ontology annotation, biological process: actin cytoskeleton organization; actin filament polymerization. NCBI's taxonomy places the organism in Eukaryota, Metazoa, Chordata, Aves, Sphenisciformes, Spheniscidae. Gene Ontology annotation, molecular function: small GTPase binding; actin binding; microtubule binding. Gene Ontology annotation, cellular component: cytoplasm; actin filament. The transcript is spliced from 28 exons. Bases 83 to 3622 code for a protein of 1179 amino acids.
UGCGAGUCGGUCCUAUGGGGCCUUGAGGAUACAGCCCCGGUGAGAGAGGGGGUUUCUGCUGGGGCGCAGAGCCGGUGGGAGGAUGGAGGGUCAGGCGGCUCCGGGCGCUGGCGGCGGCGAGGAGCCCCUGAGCUCUGGCAGGAUGAACCCGAAGCGAAGUGGGCGCGCCGCGGAAGAGGAGAGCCGGAUUACUGCUUCCCCAAAUAUUCAAAUAAAAACUUUGGCAGAUGAUGUGCGUGACAGAAUAACAAGCUUCAGAAAAUCAGCAGUGAAAAAAGAGAAGCCUCUCAUUCAGCAUCCUAUUGACUCUCAACCUUCUAUAAGUGAAAUCCCUCUUGCCCAGGUGCUUGUUGAUGAGCGUUGCAUGAACUUAUCAGAAAAAGAAGUUAUGGAUCUGUUUGAAAAAAUGAUGGAAGACAUGAAUCUAAAUGAAGAACGAAAAGCUCCUUUAAGAGAUAAAGACUUGACCACAAAACGUGAGAUGGUUGUCCAAUACAUUUCUGCAACUGCCAAAUCUAUAGUCGGAAGUAAAGUUCCGGGUGGACUGAAAAACAGCAAGCAUGAAUGCACACUGUCCUCGCAAGAAUAUAUUCAUGAAUUGCGAUCUGGAAUUUCAGAGGAAAAGCUCCUUAAUUGUCUAGAGUCUUUGAGAGUGUCUCUAACUAGCAAUCCAGUCAGCUGGGUUAACAAUUUUGGACAUGAAGGUCUUGGACUUCUAUUGGAUGUACUGGAAAAGCUUCUGGACAAGAAACAGCAGGAAAGUAUUGAUAAGAAGAAUCAACAUAAACUUAUCCAGUGCCUCAAAGCAUUUAUGAACAAUAAAUAUGGAUUGCAAAGGAUUCUAGGAGAUGAAAGAAGUCUCUUGCUGUUAUCAAGAGCAAUUGAUCCAAAGCAACCACACAUGAUGACUGAAACAGUGAAAAUACUUUCUGCUAUCUGCAUUGUUGGAGAGGAAAAUAUUCUGGACAAGCUUUUAGGUGCUAUCACAACUGCUGCUGAAAGGCACAAUAGGGAACGUUUUUCUCACAUUGUUGAAGGACUGGAAAACCAUGAAUUCUUACAACUGCAGGUAGCAUGUAUGCAGCUCAUCAAUGCCCUUGUUACAUCUCCAGAAGAUCUUGAUUUCAGGAUACACUUGAGAAAUGAGUUUUUACGUUGUGGCCUGAAGAAAAUAUUGCCUGGCUUGAAAGAUAAGGAUAAUGAAGAGCUUGAUAUUCAGCUGAAAGUGUUUGAUGAGAACAAAGAGGAAGAUUUAAUUGAACUGUCACAUCGUCUCAAUGAUAUCAGAGCUGAAAUGGAUGAUGUGAAUGAAGUAUUUCAUCUGCUGUACAAUAUGUUGAAAGAUACUUCUUCUGAAAAUUACUUCUUGUCAAUUCUCCAACAUUUCCUUCUCAUCAGGAGUGAUUACUAUGUCCGACCUCAGUAUUACAAGAUAAUAGAAGAGUGCGUAUCACAGAUAGUAUUGCACUGCAGCGGCAUGGAUCCAGAUUUUAAAUGUAGAGGAAGAAUGGAUGUGGAUUUUACUCAUCUUAUUGAUGCAUGUGUGGACAAGGCUAAAGUAGAAGAGAGUGAAAAGAAAGCAGCAGAAUUUUCCAGAAAGUUUGAUGAAGAGUUCACAGCUCGACAAGAGGCACAAGCGGAGCUUCAGAAACGAGAAGAGAAAAUCAAAGAACUUGAAACAGAAAUCAAACAGCUACGAACCCAGGGUCCAGGCCUGACAGGUAAACUGACAGAUGCAGCACCAUUACCUCCACCCCUACCAAGUGAGAAUGUGCCACCACCUCCAGCACCUCCACUACCUAGUGGAGCAAUACCUCCUCCUCCUCCACCGCCUCCGCUACCUGGUGGAGCAGCAGCUCCUCCUCCACCGCCUCCACUGCCUGGUGGAGCAAUACCACCUCCUCCUCCGCCCCCACCUCCGCUACCUGGUGGAGCAAUACCUCCGCCUCCUCCGUUGCCUGGUGGAGCAGCACCACCUCCUCCUCCUCCACCUCCUCCGCUACCUGGUGGAGCAGCACCUCCUCCACCUCCUCCGCUACCUGGUGGAGCAGCACCUCCUCCACCUCCUCCGCUACCUGGUGGAGCAGCACCUCCUCCACCACCACCGCCUUUUGGUGGGCCUCCAAUGCCACCAGCUCUUGGAGGUGUUCCUUUUGCUCCCUUUCCGGUGAUACCAGCGUUACCACAUGGGAUGAAGGAGAAGAAAAAGUAUAAGCUGGAAGUCACGAUGAAAAGAAUCAACUGGUCAAAGAUUGAGCCUCAAGAGAUAGCAGAAAACAGCUUUUGGGUAAAAGCUGAAGAAGAUAAAUUUGAAAACCCAGAACUGUUUGCAAAAUUGGCGCUUACCUUUGGAACACAAAUGAAAGCUAAAAAGACAGUAGAAGAAUCAGAAGAAAAGAAAAUAGUUCAGUCAAAGAAAAGGAUUAAAGAAUUAAGAAUUUUGGAUGGAAAAACUGCACAAAACUUAUCAAUAUUUUUGGGUUCUUUCCGUUUGCCUUAUGAAGAAAUAAAAAAUAUAAUUUUAGAGGUUGAUGAAGAGAAGCUGAGUGAAUCCUUGAUUCAGAACCUAGUGAAGAAUCUUCCUGAGCAGAAAGAACUCAAUGCCUUAGCCGAAUUAAAGGAUGAAUAUAAUGAUCUUGCUGAGCCAGAACAAUUUGGAGUUGUGAUGAGUUCUGUGAAAAUGUUGCGGUCACGUCUUAAUGGGAUCCUUUUCAGGCUUAUGUUUGAAGAGCACGUAAACAAUAUCAAACCUGACAUUAUGGCGGUUACACUAGCUUGUGAAGAGCUGAAGAAGAGCGAAAGCUUUAGUAAGCUUUUAGAGUUAGUGCUGUUCCUUGGAAACUACAUGAACUCUGGCUCCAGAAACGCACAGUCUCUUGGUUUUAACAUCAGUUUUCUUUGCAAGAUUCGAGAUACUAAAUCAUCAGAUCAGAAAACAACCUUAUUGCAUUUUCUGGCAGAAACGUGUGAGGAGAAUUACCGAGACAUCUUAAAAUUUCCGGAUGAACUGCAGCAUGUUGAGAGUGCAAGUAAAGUUUCAGCCCAGACUCUGAAGAGCAACCUUGAUUCAAUGAACCAUCAGAUCCAGCGCCUAGAAAAUGACAUUGAGAAUUUCCCUAAAACACAAGAUGAACAUGACAAGUUUGUAGAAAAGAUGAGCAGCUUUGCUGAGAGUGCCCGAGAACAAUAUGAAAAAUUGUCCAACAUGCACAACAACAUGACUAAAUUGUAUGAAAAUUUGGGAGAAUACUUCGCUUUUGAUCCCAAAGCAAUAACCAUAGAAGAAUUCUUUGGCGAUCUGAGCAACUUCAGAACUCUAUUUUUGGAGGCGUUAAAAGAAAACAACAAAAGAAGAGAAAUGGAGGAGAAAACGAAGAGAGCCAAAUUGGCAAAAGAGAAGGCUGAACGAGAGAAACUGGAGCGACAGAAGAAGAAGCAGCAGUUGAUUGAUAUGAACAAAGAGGGUGAUGAGACGGGAGUGAUGGAUAGUCUGCUUGAGGCCUUGCAGUCAGGAGCAGCAUUCAGAGAUCGCAGGAAACGAACACCAAGAGGACAGGAUAACAGAGGAGGAACUUUGGAAAGGUCUCGUUCUCGCCACAAUGGAACAAUUGCAGCUGUAUGAUUCUUCUGAUGCCAAAGAACUAGUGAAUUGUUUUAUUUACAAUUAAACAGUUAUACUUUGAAAAGAGUUUAUCAUACAUAUUGGCAAUGAUCAUACAGGAGUACUGGUAUUGAUUAAAUAAGAAGGUGUAUAAAUAUUAUGUAUUUGAAAAGCUAUUGCUAAAUAAUCCACAUACUGUAUCUUAUUACCCCAACUACCAAGAUCUGUAAACAGUGUUAAACAGUUUGAUAUAUAUCUUAUUUUCUUAUGUUCUUUCUCCCUCCCCCCCCCCCCCCCCUUUUUUUUUUUAAAGCUGGCAACUUACAUGAAAGGAGUUGGGGAUUUCUAGGUUAUGUUUUUAUAUGGGUAAGAAAAUAUAAAUUUGUUGAAAGAAUACAGCUGUGGAUUCCGUUUGCAGUUCUGAUUUGGACAUGAAAGGAAAAAAUAAUAAAAUUGUAUGUUAAUAAAUUCAGAGAUGAGCUGGUCUACAUUAUCAGAAUCUUUUUUGUAACCAUAAAAAAGCAAUGCAUAGCCCCAGUCAGGUUGCUGAAAAUCUUAUCUCAGUGUAAAGCCUGGUGGAUUCAGCUAUUUUGGCUGCAAGUAGGAUAUACCACAUAUCUACACUUUUGGUGAUAUGAUGAUGUAUAGUUACUUAUCACUGCUAAAAAAAAAAA